AGACAUGCUACCUGGAAAAUUAAUAUGCCUGUGUAAGUUCAGUGAGGUGGAAGGGCAGAAGGUGAAGAAGGGUGAAGAUACCAGAAUGUAUCCAUUCCACUACCAGUGGACAUUGGGUUGCUUCCAAGUUUAGGUACCUCCAAACCAUGCUGUAUAAAUAUCCUUCCUUGUUCAUGUGCCCUGGCACACAUGUGCAAAAGUUUCUGUAAGGAGUUAAAUUGCUUGGUCAUUCCUUAUGAGUAUUUUCAUCUUUAUUAAAUAUUGCCACAUUGUUUUUGCAGAGUGGCUGUACCGGUUUACAGCCCCAUCAGCAGGAUGGGUCUCCUUGGCUGGAUUCCAGUCUGCCUCUUUUGGGAGGAGGGUGUAGCAGGGAGAGAAAUAAGGCUGGCAAGGAAUGAGGAAGCCAGGCAGGAGAAGGCCGUUAGUGCCAAUCCAAGGAGUUCAGACUGUAUUUGACUGCACUGGGAAGCCACUGGAACAGGGAACAAAAUGCAAAAACAAGGUUUUGGGAAGAUGGGAAUGUGUCUGUAAGAUAACUUUCCAGAUAAAGAGUUGCUGCUACCAAAAGAGUGCUGACGCCAUCACAGUAUGUUCCUUUCUCAACCCUGGACACAGUUCAAAAGCAGCUAAAGCAGACAAGAAUCUGGGGCAGCCAGUAUUGUACCACCUGCCAAAGCUUGGGACAAACAGUCUGGAAGCCAAAAAUUGCACAUACUGGGUCAUGAAGGUGAAGGAGGAGAAGGCUGGGGUAGGAAAGCUGGAUCCCACUAACCACAGGAGGAGAUUUCCGGAUCAGAAAGAAUACCCUCCUAUCCACAUUGGGCUUCCAGUACCCAGUUACCCUCAAAGAAAAACUGACCAGAAGGGACAUCUUUUAGGCCUGCAAAAAGUCCACUGGGGCCUGCGGCCAGACAAGCUACAGCAGGAACUGACUGGCCCCGGGAGUGGGGCAAGCAGCCGGGACAGCAGCGUGGAUCUUAUCAGCAGGACUCGGUCCCCAGCUGCUGAGCAGCUCCAGGACAUCCUGGGGGAGGAAGAUGAGGCUCCCAACCCCACCCUUUUCACAGAGAUGGACACUCUGCAGCACGACGGAGACCAGAUGGAGUGGAAGGAGUCAGCCAGGUGGAUAAAGUUUGAAGAAAAGGUAGAGGAAGGCGGUGAACGCUGGAGCAAGCCCCACGUGUCCACACUCUCCCUGCACAGCCUCUUCGAGCUCCGUACCUGCCUGCAGACGGGGACGGUGCUGCUGGAUUUGGACAGUGGCUCCUUACCACAGAUCAUAGAUGAUGUCAUUGAGAAGCAGAUUGAGGAUGGUCUCCUGCGGCCAGAGCUCCGGGAGAGGGUCAGUUAUGUCCUCCUGAGGAGGCACCGUCACCAAACCAAGAAACCCAUCCACCGCUCCUUAGUGGACAUUGGCAAGUCAGUCUCCACCACAAAUCGCAGUCCUGGCCGGAGCCCUGGUGCUGGCCCGAGUCUACACCACUCCACGGAGGACCUGCGGAUGCAGCAGAGUGCAAAUUACGGACGUCUGUGUCAUGCCCAGAGCAGAAGCAUGAAUGAUAUUUCUCUCACCCCAAACACAGACCAGCGGAAAAACAAAUUCAUGAAGAAGAUCCCCAAGGACUCAGAAGCCUCCAAUGUGCUCGUGGGCGAGGUAGACUUCCUAGACCAGCCAUUCAUCGCGUUUGUACGCCUCAUCCAGUCAGCAAUGCUGGGAGGAGUGACAGAGGUGCCUGUCCCCACCAGAUUUCUGUUUAUACUGCUGGGACCUUCUGGGAGAGCAAAAUCCUACAAUGAAAUUGGCCGUGCUAUUGCAACCCUCAUGGUAGAUGAUCUCUUCAGUGACGUGGCCUACAAAGCCCGCAAUCGGGAAGAUCUGAUCGCAGGAAUUGAUGAAUUUCUGGAUGAGGUCAUCGUCCUUCCUCCUGGAGAAUGGGACCCAAAUAUCCGAAUUGAACCCCCCAAGAAGGUGCCCUCUGCUGACAAGAGGAAAUCUGUGUUCUCCCUAGCAGAGCUGGGCCAGAUGAAUGGCUCUGUGGGAGGAGGUGGUGGAGCUGCUGGAGAAGGCAACGGAGGCGGCGGUGGUGGCGGCGGGGCCGGCGGUGGUGGUGGGGCCGGCGGAACGAACAGCGGGGAUGAUGGAGAGAUGCCAGCCGUGCACGAAAUCGGGGAGGAGCUUAUCUGGACAGGAAGGUUCUUCGGUGGCCUGUGUCUGGAUAUCAAGAGGAAGUUGCCCUGGUUCCCAAGUGACUUCUAUGAUGGCUUCCACAUUCAGUCCAUCUCUGCCAUCCUAUUCAUCUACCUCGGCUGUAUCACCAAUGCGAUCACCUUUGGUGGGCUUCUGGGGGAUGCUACCGACAAUUAUCAGGGAGUGAUGGAGAGCUUCCUGGGCACUGCCAUGGCUGGCUCAUUGUUCUGCCUCUUCUCGGGACAGCCUCUCAUCAUUCUCAGCAGCACGGGACCCAUCCUCAUCUUUGAGAAACUCCUCUUCGACUUCAGCAAAGGCAAUGGCCUGGACUACAUGGAGUUCCGCCUCUGGAUUGGCCUACACUCAGCUGUCCAGUGCCUUAUCCUAGUGGCCACAGAUGCCAGCUUUAUCAUCAAAUAUAUCACCCGCUUCACUGAGGAGGGCUUCUCCACCCUCAUCAGCUUCAUCUUUAUCUAUGAUGCCAUCAAGAAGAUGAUCGGUGCCUUCAAGUACUAUCCCAUCAAUGUGGACUUCAAGCCAAACUUUAUCACCACCUACAAGUGCGAGUGUGUCGCGCCUGACACAGUGAAUACAACCGUGUUCAAUGCUUCAGCCCCCCUGGCACCAGACACCAACGCUUCUCUGUACAACCCCCUUAACCUCACAGCGCUGGACUGGUCCCUACUGAGCAAGAAAGAGUGUCUGAGCUAUGGCGGGCGCCUGCUUGGGAACUCCUGCAAGUUCAUCCCAGACCUGGCACUCAUGUCCUUCAUCCUUUUCUUUGGGACAUACUCCAUGACCCUGACCCUGAAGAAGUUCAAAUUCAGCCGCUAUUUUCCUACUAAGGUCCGGGCCCUGGUGGCUGACUUUUCCAUUGUUUUCUCCAUCCUGAUGUUCUGUGGAAUCGAUGCCUGUUUCGGGCUGGAAACCCCCAAGCUGCACGUGCCCAGUGUCAUCAAGCCCACACGGCCUGACCGAGGCUGGUUCGUGGCCCCCUUUGGGAAGAACCCGUGGUGGGUAUACCCAGCAAGCAUCCUGCCUGCCCUGCUCGUGACCAUCCUGAUCUUCAUGGACCAGCAGAUCACUGCCGUCAUUGUCAACCGGAAGGAGAACAAGCUGAAGAAGGCAGCUGGCUACCAUUUGGACCUGUUCUGGGUGGGCAUCCUCAUGGCCUUAUGCUCCUUUAUGGGGCUCCCCUGGUAUGUGGCUGCCACGGUCAUCUCCAUUGCCCACAUCGACAGCCUCAAGAUGGAGACGGAGACCAGUGCCCCUGGGGAGCAGCCCCAGUUCCUGGGAGUCAGGGAACAGAGAGUGACUGGCAUCAUCGUCUUCAUCCUGACGGGAAUCUCUGUCUUCCUGGCUCCCAUCCUGAAGUGCAUCCCCCUGCCGGUGCUGUACGGAGUCUUCCUCUACAUGGGCGUGGCCUCCCUGAAUGGCAUUCAGUUCUGGGAACGCUGCAAGCUCUUCCUGAUGCCAGCCAAGCACCAGCCGGACCACGCCUUCCUGCGACACGUGCCGCUGCGCCGGAUCCACCUCUUCACCCUGGUGCAGAUCCUCUGCCUGGCCGUGCUCUGGAUCCUCAAGUCCACGGUGGCUGCCAUCAUCUUCCCAGUCAUGAUCCUGGGCCUCAUCAUUGUUCGAAGGCUUCUGGAUUUCAUCUUUUCCCAGCACGACCUGGCCUGGAUUGACAACGUCCUCCCAGAGAAGGAAAAAAAGGAGACAGACAAGAAGAGGAAGAGAAAGAAAGGAGCCCAUGAGGACUGUGAUGAGGAGGAAAAAGAUCUUCCAGUUGGAGUUACUCACUCUGAUUCUUCCUUCAGUGACACAGAACUUGAUCGAAGCAUCACCUUGCACUUCAAAAUCUCCUGUCCAGCUUCACCUGCUUUCAACUACUCACGGAACCCAAUGUUCAUGGUGCCACAGGUGAAGAUAGAGAUGGAGUCAGACUAUGACUUCACAGACAUGGACAAAUACCGAAGAGAAACUGACAGCGAGACCACCCUCUAGGAUGAAGCAGCUUCAACAAGACUGGAGAUGGAGGGCCUGGUUUAGUCUUAAUUGAGAGGGUCUUAACUUAUCUGUGCCUGUUUCCUUCUUUAUCAAACAGAGGGAGUCCUGCCUAAUAGAAAACUGGAGAUCUGUUGAUCAAAGUACUGCUUAGAUGCAAAGCUCUCCCCUUCCUUUUAUAGUAAUGAAAAUACCUAAAGCUAAAUAUUAUAUUUUAUUUUAAAAUGCAGUCCAGCAUAGAAAUUCUAACACUAAGAUAAAGGGGUAAUAGUCAAUUCAUAAUUUAAAACAAAUAUCAAUUUAAAAUUGUUUAAAGGUUAGAUUUAAAUGUAGAUGUCCUGGAACUCGUAAUAUACUCUAUUGUUACUAGACCAUCUUCGGAAUAUUUGGCGACUUUGCAUAUUAAGAAAUGCUGAAAACAUCCUAUCUUUUCUGUCACAUCCAAUUUCCUAAGGGUUGUAUGAAAAGUUUGAACCGGCUGGGCGAGGUAUCUCACACCUGUAAUCCUAGCACUUUGGGAAGUCAAGGUGG
Molecule: messenger RNA, 4726 nt
Organism: Saimiri boliviensis boliviensis (Bolivian squirrel monkey)
Lineage: Eukaryota; Metazoa; Chordata; Mammalia; Primates; Cebidae
Gene: SLC4A5
Product: solute carrier family 4 member 5
Biological process (GO): transmembrane transport; renal system process; regulation of intracellular pH
Cellular component (GO): plasma membrane
Molecular function (GO): solute:inorganic anion antiporter activity; monoatomic anion transmembrane transporter activity; sodium:bicarbonate symporter activity
Source: RefSeq, a predicted model, not a curated record